This is a messenger RNA of Humulus lupulus (European hop), 1264 nucleotides long. Its product is annotated as GATA transcription factor 21-like. NCBI's taxonomy places the organism in Eukaryota, Viridiplantae, Streptophyta, Magnoliopsida, Rosales, Cannabaceae. Gene Ontology annotation, molecular function: sequence-specific DNA binding; zinc ion binding. Gene Ontology annotation, biological process: regulation of DNA-templated transcription. The transcript is spliced from 3 exons. The record is from RefSeq and is a predicted model, not a curated record. Bases 103 to 1017 code for a protein of 304 amino acids.
UAUAAUCAUUCUCUGUACCCUAUCUCAUAUUCUCCUCCUUUGCUGGACUAUCUGUCUUUCUCUUUCUCUCUCUUCUGUUUCAGUUUCUCUCUCUAGAUCUCCAUGACUGGACAUGAAGAAGAUCAUCAUCAUCUUCAUCAUAAUCACCAUAGUCAAAAUCUCAAGCUCUUUAUUUCUCCAUACCAAGAUCCAAAGGCCCAACCACUCAAUCAAAAGGGUGUACUGGAAAACCCUAAAUGGAAUGAAGAAGAAGAAGAAGAAUCAAAUAAUAACAAAAGUGAAGUAUUAUUAUUAUCAUGCCAUGGCCAGAGAUUAUCAGAUGAUCGUGAUCAGAAUACGAUGAUGAUGAUGAUCAAGGGAGAUGAUUAUCAUGAUCACAUGAAGAUUAAUAAUAAUAAUAAUCACAGCAUAAUUGUCAAUGGUACUACUUCUUCUUCUUCUUCUUCUGCUGGUGCUGGUGCUGGUGCUGGUGAUGGUGGUACUAUUAUUAGGGUUUGCUCGGAUUGUAAGACCACUACUACCCCACUUUGGAGAAGCGGUCCUCGAGGUCCUAAGUCACUGUGCAACGCCUGUGGUAUUCGACAAAGAAAGGCUAGACGAGCCCUGGCAGAGGCUGCAGCAGCCUCGGCCUCAGCCUCAGCCUCAGCCGCCGCAACUGCCACCACUGCCACCGCUACGGCCACCGCUUCUACUUCUUCCUACAAUAACAACAAAACCAGUAGUAAUAAUAAGGAGAAGAAAUGCUGGCGUAGUCUUUCAAAUAAUCCCAAGACCACCAAGUACUCCAAGCUCAUGCUCAUGGACACUAAUACUAAUACUAAUACUAAUACUACUACUACUUCCUCAUCUUCAUAUCAUAAGCUUUGCUUCACAAACUUCUCCUUUAAUGGCCGACGACUCAGCCACAAUUAUGACUCGUCGGCGGUGGCGGCCUUGCCUGGAGUGGUGUUUACUCAGGAUGUUACUGAAGCCGCACACUUGCUUAUGGAACUUUCUUGUGCCUUUGUUCACUCCUGAUUAUGAUGAUUAUAUAUUAUUCUCCAUCUUAAUUAUUUAUUUAUUUAUAUAUAUAUAUAUAUAUGUAUGCUUUUUAGGAUAAUUUAGCUGAGAGAGUGAGAGAGAAAAAAAAGUUAGAGAUAUUUUGAACGUGUUAAUUAGCAAGCCGAAUAUAAUUAGUGAUGUGUAUCGGUUUGCUUUAUUGUGUAUUAUCUCUAAAUCAAAGGAUUAAUAAUAAUAAUAAUAAUAAUAUAUGCACGUUUGGAUA